CAACCUUUAUUUUAUGCCAUGUUAGAAUUUCAAAAGCAAAUAUUAACAGAAAUAGUGACUGAAGAUGGUUUAUUGAUUGUGUCGCCUGGUUUAGGUCUUUUUCAAGUAUUGUGUUCACUUGUUCAGAUUUAUACGGGUGGUAACCACCUUGUUUUGCUUAUCAACUCUACAAAAGAACAAGACGAACUGAUACAAGAACAACUUAUUGCCAAUGGUGUUGCUCACCAACAUCUUUUACGUAGAAUUGAGUAUAAUACACCAGCAGAAAAAAGAAGCAGCAUGUAUCGAGAAAGUGGUGUGUUUUCAAUUACUUCGAGAAUUUUGGCAGUAGAUAUGCUAUUGAAUCGAAUUCCUAUUGCCUUAAUCAAUGGUAUGGUAGUCCAUCAUGCUCACAGAGUCAAACCUAAUUCGAUGGAAGAAUUGAUUUUGAGAGUGUAUCGAGAACAUAAUAAAGAAGGCUUUAUUAAGGCAUUCACAGAUAGACCAGAUGCUUUCAGCACUGGAUUUGCACCUCUACAGAACGUCAUGAAAUCUUUAUUUUUACGCAAAGUUCAUUUAUGGCCUCGAUUCCAAGUGUUGGUGUCUGACAACUUGUCUGCAUCCGAUAGCAACAUUGUCGAACUUCGUCAGCCUAUGACAGAAUCCAUGGACAUCAUACAACAAAACUUGGUUCAAUGUAUGGAAGAAACAUUGCAGGAAUUACGUCGAGCCAAUCCUACCAUUGAUCUUGAAGAGUUUACAAUUGAAAAUUCGUUCUUCAAGUCGUUUGAUACUCUUGUCAGAAGACAACUAGACCCUAUUUGGCAUCGUGUGUCUUCUGCUUCAAAGCAACUGGUGGGCGAUUUAAAAGUGUUGAGGCAAUUGUUGGGAUACCUUACAACUUAUGAUUGUGUAUCUUUUUAUAGUUUUAUUGAAACGAUUAUUGCCGCAAACACAUCUGUUAAUGGCAAACAAGUCAAGCAAUCCCAAUGGUUGUUUUUAGAAGCGGGUAGUAAAGCCAUUAGUACAGCUAGGAAGCGUGUGUAUGUCAAACAAGGUGAUUCUGAAUAUGAUGAUAUACCAGACAAUGAUACAGCAGUGUAUCCAGAAAUACCGUCCCAUAUUAAGCUCGUAUUGGAAGAACAGCCUAAAUGGGCCUUGUUAAAAAGCAUCUUGAAAGAAAUCGAAACAGAAUCGAUAGGACUCAACAAGGGCCAAGGAGAACCUGUGUUGAUCAUGGUUUCCGAAAGACGUACGUGUGCACAACUAAAAGACUAUAUCACUCGGUUUCAACAAGAAGCUCCCUUUUUGGACAAGAUAGCUCAUCACUUUUUUCGAUGGAGAGUGUCUAUUCAUAAAAUGCAAACACAUCAAGUGGAACAAUCAAAAGCAGCUUCAGCACAACCCUCAACAACAAUGAUGCGAGGUCGUGCACCGCCCAAUAAACGAAGAAGAGUAAGAGGUGGAUCAACAACGGCUGCUUCAGGGCCUGAUAGGUCGCACACAUUAGCAGAGACAUUCAAGGACGAUGUGAUUGACAACUUAUCAGCACUCGAUGUAGACACAGAUAAUGAUGACCAAGAGGAGGUCUUGUUUCAAGGUGUAGGACCACUAACAGAUGCUUAUGAAAUCAAGACAAGUGGAGAUGAUAUUCUGCCUACUUUUGAAGAGAUACCCAAUACAUCUAUCAUUACCAUUCAAUGCUUUGAAGAUGACAUCAAUAACCAAGUCUUGGAAGAUACACAACCGCGAUAUAUUGUCAUGUUUGAUCCAAACCCAGCAUUUGUGCGUCAAGUAGAAGUCUAUCGAGCAUUGCACCCUUCAAUAGACAUUAAAGUGUAUUUUAUGCUGUAUGAAAAUUCAGUAGAAGAACAAAACUAUCUUAGUUUGAUUCGAAAAGAAAAAGAGUCGUUUGAACGAUUGAUUCAUGAGAAAUCAAUUAUGGCUAUUCCACUUCCAGAACAACGCAAGGUACAAGAAGAACUGAUUGUUCGUCCAAGUACACGAAUUGCUGGUGGCCAAGAAACGACUGUAACCAAGGAACCUGCCACAGUCGUGGUUGAUUUGCGUGAAUUCAGAAGUUCACUUCCCCCGAUAUUGUAUGCUGAAGGCAUUCAAAUUGUACCAUGUACAUUACAAGUAGGCGAUUAUAUCUUGAGUCCUGAUAUGUGUGUAGAAAGAAAAUCUAUUUCAGAUUUGAUUCAGUCUUUUAAUUCGGGCAGAUUGUAUACUCAAUGUGAAAGCAUGUCAUUGUAUUACAAAAUUCCUAUUUUGUUAAUUGAAUUUGAUCAAAACAAGUCUUUUUCUUUGCAGGCUGUUUCUGAAAUGAAGGAGACAAUACGUAUGACGGAUUUGUCUUCUAAGCUGGUGAUGCUUACCUUGGCUUUUCCUAAACUGAGGACUAUCUGGUCUUCAAGUCCACACGAGACUGCAAAGAUCAUUAGCGAACUCAAGAAAACGGAACAAGAGCCAGAUCCAGACACUGCUACUGCUAUAGGCGCAGAAGGACCUGAGGACGGUGAGACUGUUUAUAACAUGACACCACAGGAAAUCCUUCGAAGUAUGCCAGGAGUCACUUCUGCAAAUUACAGGAUCAUUUUAAACCAAGUACAAGAUUUGGAAGAACUGAUGCACUUGAGCAAAAAGAAAAUCCAACAAAUGAUUGGGGAGGAGUUUGGUUCAAAACAACAAGCUACUGUCUCUGAAACAAAGCUUCGAAAAAUUCUCGAACUGAAUGAUAAAUUAAAGCAGCAACUUGAUAUUCCUCGAAUCCCUGUCUCUGAAGCCAGUCGCUCGUUAAUUGAUUUUUGCAAGUCAACUUCUGAUCCCAUGCUUCCCUCCAUCUGGGGAAACCGACAUCCCGAUCCUUUUGCUGAACCUGCCAAUGGUUGUGGUGCUAGUUGUUUACUUAUGUAGAUAAUAAUAAGAAAGAGGAAGAAAGAAUUAUUUUUUUUUGGGCAUUUUAGAACAAUGCUAUCACUAAUUAUGUAUAAUAUAUAUACCCCGCAUACCUAUCUUUAUAUUCGCUUGUAUGUCGUGUAUCAGCCAAUUCUUAACACAAUAAAUACUUGCUUGCAAGUAGCUUUCGUUUAUGAUCUGUCAAUGCAAUCCGAUUUUUUGGGAUUCAAUUUUGAAUUUGCAAGAGUAAGGGGGGGACAAUCUUUAGUUGUCAUAGGAAGGCUUACAAUUGGAUUUAUUGCAUUGAGUGUUCAAAACUAUUAUUAUUAUUAUUUUUUUUGUUAUUAUUAUUGCCCUGCAUGCCAUAGAUUUGUGC
Messenger RNA from Gilbertella persicaria, 3253 nucleotides. RefSeq lists its product as uncharacterized. The coding region runs from base 19 to 2895 and encodes 958 amino acids. NCBI's taxonomy places the organism in Eukaryota, Fungi, Mucoromycota, Mucoromycetes, Mucorales, Choanephoraceae. The transcript has 13 exons. Gene Ontology annotation, cellular component: nucleotide-excision repair factor 1 complex. The record is from RefSeq and is a predicted model, not a curated record. Gene Ontology annotation, molecular function: single-stranded DNA binding; single-stranded DNA endonuclease activity; damaged DNA binding. Gene Ontology annotation, biological process: resolution of meiotic recombination intermediates; nucleotide-excision repair involved in interstrand cross-link repair; G protein-coupled receptor signaling pathway.